This is a messenger RNA of Phodopus roborovskii (desert hamster), 1208 nucleotides long. It is a transcript of the gene Haao, whose product is annotated as 3-hydroxyanthranilate 3,4-dioxygenase. Gene Ontology annotation, molecular function: 3-hydroxyanthranilate 3,4-dioxygenase activity; iron ion binding. Gene Ontology annotation, biological process: quinolinate metabolic process; 'de novo' NAD+ biosynthetic process from L-tryptophan. NCBI's taxonomy places the organism in Eukaryota, Metazoa, Chordata, Mammalia, Rodentia, Cricetidae. The coding region runs from base 47 to 907 and encodes 286 amino acids. Gene Ontology annotation, cellular component: cytoplasm. The transcript is spliced from 10 exons. The record is from RefSeq and is a predicted model, not a curated record.
GAUUGACAGCCCCACGCGGUGGGCAGAAGCGUCCUGCCUGCUGACCAUGGAGCACCGUGUGAGAGUGAAGUCUUGGGUAGAAGAGAAUCGGGCCUCCUUCCAGCCCCCAGUUUGCAACAAGCUUAUGCACCAGGAGCAGCUCAAAAUCAUGUUCGUUGGAGGCCCCAACACCAGGAAGGAUUAUCACAUCGAGGAGGGCGAGGAGGUGUUUUACCAGCUGGAGGGAGACAUGGUUCUCCGAGUCCUGGAGCAAGGAAAACACCAGGAUGUGGUCAUUCGGCAGGGGGAGAUCUUCCUCUUGCCUGCCAGGGUGCCCCAUUCCCCACAGAGGUUUGCCAACACCAUGGGGCUGGUGAUUGAGAGGAGGCGGCUGGAGAGCGAGCUGGAUGGCCUGAGGUACUAUGUAGGGGACACUGUAAAUGUCCUCUUCGAGAAAUGGUUCUACUGCAAAGACCUCGGAACACAGUUGGCUCCCAUCAUCCAAGAGUUCUUCCACUCUGAGCAGUACCGGACAGGAAAGCCUGACCCUGACCAGCUGCUCAAGGAGCCGCCAUUCCCCUUGAGUACACGAUCCGUCAUGGAGCCCAUGCCACUGAAGGCAUGGCUGGUUGGACACUCCAGAGAGCUUCAGGCAGGCACAUCCCUCAACCUGUUUGGGGACACCUAUGAGACGCAGGUCAUUGCCCAUGGACAAGGUAGCAGCAAAGGCCCAAGGCAGGAUGUGGACGUGUGGCUGUGGCAGCUGGAGGGCUCCUCCACGGUGACAAUGGGAGGAGAGCGCGUGGGCCUGGCCCCGGAUGACAGCCUGCUGGUACCCACAGGAACCUCGUACACAUGGGAGCGAGAGCAAGGCUCUGUGGCCUUGUCUGUGACGCAGGACCCUGCCCGUAAGAAGCCACUGGGGUGACCCUCGUGUGUGGGCCCCAGGCAGUCGCAGGGUGCCUGCGUGCUGGCCUCGCAGCCGUUUUUUCCCUUAAUAACUCUUAUAGCCUCAUUGCAUCUUCACGGACAUCAUCAAGCGCAGCAAUCUGCCCCCUGCUUGGUUAUGGCUUUUCACUGCCAUCCGCCCUCCUGCCAUCCUCAACCCAGGAUGCCAGACUCCUAGCAUACCAGUAGCUCCCCUUUCUAACAGCCGUAGCCUGCACUGUCCAGCUAGAUGAGUAUCAUCCCCAUGGGCCCACCAGCUUGCCACUGCCACAUCUCUCAAU